Fopius arisanus is the source of this 2744-nucleotide messenger RNA. It is a transcript of the gene mal, whose product is annotated as maroon-like. Bases 284 to 2719 code for a protein of 811 amino acids. The transcript has 6 exons. Gene Ontology annotation, biological process: Mo-molybdopterin cofactor biosynthetic process. NCBI's taxonomy places the organism in Eukaryota, Metazoa, Arthropoda, Insecta, Hymenoptera, Braconidae. The record is from RefSeq and is a predicted model, not a curated record. Gene Ontology annotation, molecular function: molybdenum cofactor sulfurtransferase activity; pyridoxal phosphate binding; molybdenum ion binding.
AACAGUGGAUUCUCCGGACUUAUCAUCUCACGAUAAUAUUUUAAGGUUAAACCUCCAUGCGCCGUAUCUCCUUAUCGAAUCAUAACAAGUUUCUCGAUAGUUUCCCUCCUACUUUUAUAACUACGAUUUGAUAAGCUCGUAUAGAAAUCGUUUACGUAAACUCCUCGAGUGUUGUUUGUCACAUUGAUGAUUAACUCCACGUGAAUGGUCUGUUCAUUCUGAGUAAUUGACAGUUACACAACUAGAACCUGUCCGGCAGUAUGCGGAGAGCAGGCACUCGAGAAUGGAACACGUACUUCACCCAAACUACAAGGAGACAUAUGACGAGGAGAUACUUCUGUGGUUGACCAAGGAAUUCGCUAGAACUGAUGGAGAAUUUUACUUGGAUCAUGCUGGUGCCACUUUGUACGCCGACAGUCAGAUUAAGAGGAUUUCCCAGGAUUUGGCGAGUUCGUUGUACGCCAAUCCCCAUUCGGCCGCUGGAAAUUUCACUUCAGAAAUUAUUGAACGAACUAGAUACAGGAUUUUGGACUUCUUCAAUGCCUCCUCCGAGGAAUACAGUUUGAUCUUCACAUCGGGGACCACUGGUUCCUUGAAAACCGUUGCAGAAACCUUCAAUUUCGGUGAUUCUGGCCACUUCGUUUACCUCGAAAACAACCACACGUCUGUCCUCGGAAUGCGCGAUGUCACAAUGAAAAACGGGGGACGAAUAAAGUGUCUAGGAUUCCAUGAAGCUUUCGAGAGAUUCCAGAGUGACGAAAGUAUUCCAGAUGUUAUCGAGAGCAGAAGUAAUUCUCUGUUCGUUUAUCCUGCCCAGUGUAACUUCUCGGGACUGAAAUAUCCACUGGAAUGGAUCCAGGAAACUCACAAAGGGACACUCAAUUCUCUCACUGAUGAACAAUCUAAAUGGUAUGUCUUGCUGGAUGCAGCUGGAUUCGUUGGAACUAGUGCUCUCGAUUUAUCGCUGCACAAACCUGAUUUCGUUGCCAUGUCCUUCUACAAAAUGUUCGGGUGGCCAACUGGCAUUGGUGCACUUAUUGUGAGAAAUUCCAGUGAGAAUGUCAUGGAGAAAGUGUAUUACGGAGGUGGCACUGUUAAUAUGGCGCUCAGCAACACGAAUUUUCACGUCAAACGAGAAAAUCUUCAUGAAAGAUUCGAGGAUGGAACUGUACCCUUCCUAUCGAUAAUCUCCCUGCAGUACGGGCUGGAUAUCUUUUCUAGGAUUCCCCUCACUCGGAUAUCUACCCACGUCUUCCAUCUGGCACAGUACCUCCACCACUCCCUGGUAACACUGCACCACCGAAACAGUAAACGCCUGGCGAUAAUCUAUGCGGAUACCGAUUACCAGGAAAUAUCAACGCAAGGUGGCACCGUGGCCUUCAACAUCCUCCGAUCUAGUGGUGCAUAUGUUGGCUACAUGGAGAUUCUCCACAUGGCUGGACUCUUUAAGAUCCACUUGCGCACAGGGUGUUUCUGCAACCCAGGGGCCUGUCAACGCCACCUAAACCUCUCCAACGACGACGUACUCCAGAACUAUGACGCGGGAUACAAGUGCGGAGGAAGCAAGGAUUUGAUCGAUGGAAGACCCACUGGUGCUGUCAGAGUGUCAUUCGGUUACUCUUCUAGUUUCAACGAUGCCGAGAUGCUGCUGUUGAUGCUUAAAAAAUGCUUUCUAGACGGACCUGCAGUGGUUAAACUUCCUGAGGGAUAUGUGAUCCCUGAGAAUUACAUUUACAGCCGCGGGAAUGUAAAUUACAAGACGAAGGGAGGGACCGAAAUCGAGAAAUUGAGAGUGCAGAGGAGCCCUACUGGGAUUACUCAGGAUUCAUUGAUAAAUUUAUCCCCGGGAAAUGGGUUUAAUAAGAACGAGAUGAUGGAGAGGAAUGAGAUGGAGUCGAAGAAAUUAGUUCUUUCGAAGCUUUAUAUUUACCCUGUGAAGUCCUGCGCAGCUUUCGAAAUCUUGGACUCUUGGGAGCUGACUGGAAAGGGCCUCUCCUACGAUCGUGAGUGGAUGAUUGUGAAUUCUUCAGGGGUCUGCCUCACCCAGAAACAGGAGGUCAAUCUCUGCUUGAUAAAACCGAGCUUGUGUCUCCAGAGCAUGUUAAUGAGGCUAGAUUAUCCAGGGAUUCCUGGAAUUGAGUUGCCUUUGGAGUACCGGGAGGACGACAUAACGCAUGGGGAGUUGUGCAGGAGUAGAAUCUGUGGGCACAGGGUCCAGGGUGUUGAUUGUGGUGAGGAGGUUGCUCAGUGGCUCGGACUAGCUCUUGGCAGAGAUCUCAGGCUGAUUCGUCAGAGCAGAACUCAGGAGAUCAGGGGAAGAAGCAGACUAGAGCUCUCAUUCUCCAGUCAGGCACAGUUUCUGCUUGUUAAUAGGGCCAGUGUGGAGUGGCUCGUUGAUAGAAUCCCUGAGGAAUCUGAUUGCGAUAAGAAUGGGGUCCUACAUAGAUUCAGGGGGAAUCUCAUUGUCCUGGGAGCUGAACCCUUCGAGGAGGAACAGUGGACUCAUAUUAGGGUUGGGGAACAUGUCUUCGAGGUAAUGGGACCCUGCACCAGGUGCCAAAUGGUAUGUAUUGAUCAACAAACUGGGUUAAAAACAAUCGAGCCUCUUCGAUUGCUAGCCGAAGAAUUUCAAGGGAAAAUGAAAUUUGGGAUUUAUCUCAGUAGAACGAACUCUACCUCUGGGAAGGUAAAAAUUGGGGACCAUGUAAUUUGCAUGUGAUUGGUGUUUUUUUUCACUGGUCUUA